Messenger RNA from Limanda limanda (common dab), 480 nucleotides. It is a transcript of the gene ngb, whose product is annotated as neuroglobin. Bases 1 to 480 code for a protein of 159 amino acids. The transcript has 4 exons. NCBI's taxonomy places the organism in Eukaryota, Metazoa, Chordata, Actinopteri, Pleuronectiformes, Pleuronectidae. The record is from RefSeq and is a predicted model, not a curated record. Gene Ontology annotation, molecular function: oxygen binding; heme binding.
AUGGAGAAGCUGUCAGAAAAGGAAAAGGAGCUGAUACGAGGCAGCUGGGAGAGCCUGGGAAAAAACAAAGUUCCUCAUGGUGUCAUCAUGUUUUCCAGACUGUUUGAGCUGGACCCCGCGCUCCCCAGUCUUUUCCACUACAACACAAACUGUGGCUCCACACAAGACUGCCUCUCCAGCCCCGAGUUCCUGGAACAUGUCACCAAGGUGAUGCUUGUGAUCGAUGCAGCGGUCAGCCACCUGGACGACCUUCACACCUUGGAGGACUUUCUGCUCAACCUCGGCAGGAAGCACCAGGCGGUGGGAGUCAGCACGCAGUCAUUCGCUGUGGUGGGUGAGUCCCUUCUCUACAUGCUGCAGUGCAGUCUGGGCCAGGGCUACACGGCGCCGCUGCGUCAAGCCUGGCUCAACAUGUACACCAUCGUGGUAGCAGCCAUGAGCCGAGGGUGGGCCAAGAACGGCGAGGACGAGGACGACUGA